AAACUGCUACGAAAUCGCUCUCGAAAGUGAGUCCUAGCCCGAGAACGUCUCUGGUGUUUAAGAAGAAUGGUGGAGUGUGGACGUUUCAGAUGGGUGACCUGGACACAGACAACAGUAUGUGCUACCACUUCUACCUCGGCCAGCCCUUCAUGAUGAUUUACCCCAACGGGAAGUUGAUGCAG
Molecule: messenger RNA, 182 nt
Organism: Candidula unifasciata
Lineage: Eukaryota; Metazoa; Mollusca; Gastropoda; Stylommatophora; Geomitridae
Source: the annotation of a GenBank genome assembly